Messenger RNA from Carassius carassius (crucian carp), 4280 nucleotides. RefSeq names its product potassium voltage-gated channel subfamily A member 2. The transcript has 2 exons. Gene Ontology annotation, biological process: protein homooligomerization; potassium ion transmembrane transport. The record is from RefSeq and is a predicted model, not a curated record. Gene Ontology annotation, molecular function: protein binding; delayed rectifier potassium channel activity. Gene Ontology annotation, cellular component: axon terminus; voltage-gated potassium channel complex; juxtaparanode region of axon. Bases 1114 to 2598 code for a protein of 494 amino acids. NCBI's taxonomy places the organism in Eukaryota, Metazoa, Chordata, Actinopteri, Cypriniformes, Cyprinidae.
GGUUGACUUUUUAUUUUUUUUUAAUUAUAAAAAAAUUGUAUAUAUAUAUAUAUAUAUAUAUUUGAAUGCAUGCUUUGAUGCAUCAAUGCCUUGAGUGAAACGAAAUGCUUGAAUGCCUUUAGCACAGUAAUGCAUGGGCAUGCUUUGAUCAUCCACAGAGAGAGGAGCCUUUUGCUGAAGCAUGUCACUGCAGACACCCCGCGCUUGCUUGAAGGGGUUAAAACACUCACAGCCGGUGUGAUGUGUUUUUCAUGGGUGCAUGAGCCUGGAUUCUGAAUAUGUGUCCUGUAAUAAAAAAACUGACAAACAAACAAAAAAAAACUUGUUUUCGGGCAAUUGGAUAACACCUGAAAAACGGACGCUGUCUUUGCGCAACGGGGAAAGCAAACAAACAAACAGCGAAAUGAUGACUGGGAACAUCUGAAACGUGAUGCUCUAUGGAUUUCUGCCCGUAAGAUGAGCGCGUUUGCUCAACAACAAGAUGUUGCCACUCCUCAGAGCAUCAUUUUGGCCACCAAACUCGAGCGGCCACACGUAUUCAGGCAAUACUCCUCAGUCUCUUGUGUUAAAUGUUACUAUCUUGUAUAAUGUGAGCAUGUUUGAGGCGACGCCCAACGCAAACAGCUCCCCUGUUUCUUUGCAGAUCUCUGAAUUGAGUCGAGACAACACCGUGAGGACACAGGGGGCGUCAGAUUUUGCUGACCUUAGCAUCUCUGGACCGUUUCGAUGGGAAGCUCUUUGCAAAUAACACCUUAAGGGAGUCCCCUUCGCUUGGCCUCUUUAAUUUCUUUGAGACACGCUGCUGUAUGUUUCCCGUUUGUCCUGAAGGCGCAUACGCGCAGCGGUUGGGAGGAGGACCGGGAUCGUUGCAGUACCUGUAAUGAAUGGCUGCUGAAAGACCCCACUGACCCUGGCAACGAGACGUUUUAUUAGUCCUGGCGGUGUCAUGUAAACAUAAUCAUUUGACAAAUGAUUUCUCUGGCGCUUUGGGGACGCUUGGUGCUUGCAGUGUUUGCAAGAGGGUGGUGUUAAGGAGUGAAAGGAAGCCUCCAAUUUUUUGAGGAAACACCACCACAUCCUGACCCCAAACUGCAGGUUGCAUUCGUUCACAGCAUGACUGUUGCCACAGGCGACCCAGUCGAUGAAGCCGCAGCUCACCCGGGUCAACCACAGGACACGUAUGACCCGGAUCCAGAUCAUGAGUGCUGCGAAAGGGUGGUCAUUAACAUCUCUGGCCUCCGCUUUGAGACACAGCUCAAAACUCUGUCUCAGUUCCCCGAGACAUUGCUUGGGGACCCCAAAAAGAGAAUGCGCUACUUUGACCCUCUGAGGAAUGAGUACUUUUUCGACAGGAACCGCCCAAGUUUUGACGCCAUUCUCUAUUACUACCAGUCAGGUGGCAGGCUGCGGAGGCCUGUCAAUGUGACAUUGGAUAUUUUUUCUGAGGAGAUACGUUUUUAUGAGCUCGGGGAAGAAGCCAUCGAGAUGUUCAGAGAGGAUGAAGGAUUUAUUAAGGAAGAGGAGAAACUCCUGCCAGAAAAUGAGUUUCAGAGGCAGGUGUGGCUGCUCUUUGAGUACCCUGAAAGUUCAGGGCCUGCUCGCAUUAUUGCCAUCAUUUCCGUCAUGGUCAUCCUCAUAUCUAUAGUCAGUUUUUGCCUGGAGACCCUUCCAGUUUUUCGCAGUGAGGACCUGGACCCGGACAAAAUUUCCAUGGGCUCCAACUCAACAAAUACUUACACCUCCACCUACUUUACUGAUCCCUUCUUCAUCCUGGAGACCCUUUGCAUCAUAUGGUUCUCCUUCGAGUUCCUGGUGCGUUUCUUUGCAUGUCCCAGCAAAGCAGGCUUCUUUGUCAAUAUAAUGAACAUCAUUGAUAUUGUGGCUAUAAUACCUUACUUUAUCACCUUGGGCACAGAGCUAGCAGAGAAGCCAGAGGAUGGCCAACAAGGGCAGCAAGCCAUGUCACUUGCCAUCUUGAGGGUCAUCAGGUUAGUACGAGUCUUCAGGAUCUUCAAACUGUCCCGGCACUCGAAAGGGCUGCAGAUUCUUGGGCAAACGCUCAAGGCCAGUAUGAGGGAGCUAGGGCUGCUUAUCUUCUUUCUCUUCAUUGGAGUCAUUCUGUUUUCGAGUGCCGUCUACUUCGCUGAGGCGGACGAGGCUGACUCACAGUUUAUUAGCAUCCCUGAUGCUUUCUGGUGGGCCGUGGUCACAAUGACGACAGUAGGGUAUGGUGACAUGGUUCCAACAACCAUCGGAGGCAAGAUUGUAGGAUCUCUGUGCGCUAUCGCUGGUGUGCUGACCAUUGCCUUGCCCGUGCCUGUCAUAGUCUCCAACUUCAACUACUUCUACCAUCGAGAGACAGAGGGUGAGGAACAGGCCCAGUACCUUAACGUGACCAGCGUCCCCAAGAUUGACUCUUCGGAGGAUCUGAAAAAGAGCCGCAGCGGGUCAACCAUGAGCAAGUCUGACUACAUGGAAAUUCAAGAAGCUGUUAACAACAGCAACGAGGACUUUCGAGAGGAGAACACCAAGACCGGCAACUGCACCCUAAUCAAUACUAACUAUGUUAACAUCACCAAAAUGCUUACAGAUGUAUAACCGCUUUGAACUGCCUUGACGAAGAAGGUGAAAUAAAGUAGGGGAGUAUAGACCCCAGGUUUUGAAGGCUUCAGACGCCUCGUGCAGGAGUUUGAAGAUGGGAGAACUGAAAUGCAUCCGUUUGAGUGAAGGAUCAGUAAAGAAGACCUCUCCAUCAUUCCAUCCCCAUUACCUGUCACAAGUUCUGGAAAACUCGAUUGGUGGGGGACGUUGUUUUGCAUCUUCGUGUUCAGUGUCUGCAUGGAGUUUGUCUUUUCUGUGUGACUGUUCUAGUAGUCGUUCUGCUUGCAACAGUAGCCAAAUCUUAGCCUGAUAGAUGCAAGUGUAGCAUAGAGGGACCAAUUCCUGACUCCCAUUCACCCAUUCACUGCCAACCUGAGGACCCCUUGAGUGUAUUUGAACCUGGGAAUUUUGUCACUCCAAAUUGAUUAGUGGCUUUAAAACAUGGAGGAAUUCAUGUAUAUUCGUGAAGAAUCACCAUAGAGGAUGUAUCUCUCUGUGAAUGCACAAACGCUGCCUGUCCUGCCAGCCGCAACAGCAUACCAUGUGCGGUACAUAAAAAUGUUACAUUCCAUCUUGUGACUGAGAAAUACAUGCAUGACCAACCUUGGGGGCCUGGAAAGCUGAUUAAGGUUUCAUUUUUCUUUAUUCCUGCGACCAUUUUCCCCCCGUUUGCUGCCUAGGAUCUCAGUACGUCCCAUGUUAAAGUAAACAGACCUGAAAGUGGAAUGGAGAUUGUUUUUUUAAGUUGCCCUUUUUCCAUCAUCAUCACUCCACUAUACUGCAUGAGCAGCUUCCCUCCAUUGCAUCAUUUCCUCACGUCACUUACUUUUCCCAGCAUUGUAAACUUCCAAGCAUUCCAUGUGUAUGAGAAAUGUCUUUUGCAACAAUGAUCUACCCCUACAAGCGUCUGACGGGGGGGCUGCGGGAGUGUAGAUAUUUUACUGUGACAGUGCAGCCAACAACAGCCAAACUCACUAAGUCAGGUCACCAAAGAUGAAGUUCACUGCCGUUAUUUAUUGCAUUUUUAUAUUCUUUUUACAUUUUAGUGUCAUUCCAUGGUGCAUCCUGCUCAUAAUAUGAUGCUGGAGAAUUUGGAUAAAACUUGUAUGAAAAUGAUGCUUCCUUGAAUAGCUUUUGUAAGAGAUAGGAAAUAUUCAACUACUUUUGUGGUGCAUGUCUGGUACACAUUCCUUGUAGCAUGCAUGUAGUAUGAAUGAUACUUACAGAAGCAGAAAUAAUUAUUCAUAACUUUCUCAAUAUAAAUAUUUUUCUCUGUGAGAUUAACGGUAUGUGCAAUAUUAUAAAUGCUUAUUUUUGUUUUAAGGUUGCAAGAUUUUGCAAAUAGUUUCUGUGUUAGUAGGCUAAUGCAUACCAUCAAGGUUGUUAAUUUCUUUGUUUGGAGGGAGGGUGAAAUGCACCAAUUAAGACAUUUGGAUAUGGGGGAGAUCUAACUCUGCAAAAUCUAAAUUCCUGAUUUAAUAACGAGGGAUUCUCAUGGUUUUGUGGUACAUUUGAUACGUCUCGUCUGUAGCUUAUCGUCAUAACUAAAGAUGGUUCCUCUAGCGUUGUCUGUUGCAUUAAUGUUAAAGACCUCAUGAAAUAAAAAAAUAAAAAAGCGGACUUUUGCCGCUUUUAAUCCAAUUCGUUUUGAGGCCAUUGAAAUGCUAGUGUUUUUUUGU